GUUUCCAUGAUACGCCCUCGAAUCUUUGAAAAAGGAAGGAACCGCAUUCAUCCAGGGCAUUUCAAAUUAGGGGGGAAAUUUAGAACGAAAAAAUAUGACGAACCAGUUGUGCAAGCUGUUUGUCGGCGGCCUCAAUGUACAAACGACAGACGAUGGGCUCCGUAAGCACUUCGAGCAGUACGGGAAGCUGACGGACUGCGUGGUGGUACAGAACCAGCAGCUGCAGCGCUCGCGUUGCUUCGGCUUCGUCACCUACUCGACCGUGGAGGAGGCCGACGCGGCGAUGGCCGCCAGGCCGCAUGUGGUGGACGGUAACAACGUGGAGCUGAAGCGGGCCGUGGCUCGGGAGGACGCGGGCAAACCCGAGGCGCUCGCCAAGGUGAAGAAGAUCUUCGUCGGGGGGCUCAAAGACGACGUGGAGGAAGAGAACCUGCGCGAGUAUUUCUCGCAGUUCGGCGCCAUCGAGAAAGCCGAGGUGAUCAGCGACAAGCAGACGGGCAAGAAGCGCGGCUUCGGCUUUGUCUACUUCGAGGACAACGACUCGGCCGACAAGGCGGUGGUGCUCAAGUUCCACACCAUCAACGGGCACAAGGUGGAGGUGAAGAAGGCCCUCACCAAGCAGGAGAUGCAGGCUGCCGGAGCCCGAAACCGGGGCAGAGGCGGACGGGCCAUGGGAAGAUCCCAAAAUGGCUACGGCGGGGGAAGAGGAGGCGGCGGCUACGGCAGUUAUGGCGGAGGCUACGGGGGCCAUGAUGGAUACGGCGGCUACGGCAGUAGUGGCGGCUAUGGAAACCAAGGCGGCUACGGAGGAGGCUACGGCGACCAAAUGGGCGGCGGAUACGGGCCUGGGAACGGCUACAGUGACUUUGGCGACGACUACGGCCAGCAGUCCUCUGGCUACGGUGCGAUGAAAGGGGGCGGUUACUCAGGCCGAAGCAGCGGACCGUACUCUCGGGGAGGCAGCGGUGGGUACGGCCGGGGGGGAUACGGCGGCUAUUAAGGAGGCAGCCUCGUUGUUUUCCUGUGAAAAGUUUUCACUAAAAUAUGAAAUGUCCACAAGCAGGAUUCGGGACUUACUUUUUGGGACCUUGUGUGGAACAAGGGACUUUAAACAUUUAAAUGCAUCGUUUCUGGACACACACACACACACACACAAAAAAAC
This is a messenger RNA of Scleropages formosus (Asian bonytongue), 1162 nucleotides long. Its product is annotated as heterogeneous nuclear ribonucleoprotein A0-like. Bases 95 to 1000 code for a protein of 301 amino acids. Gene Ontology annotation, biological process: mRNA splicing, via spliceosome. The transcript has a single exon. Lineage: Eukaryota; Metazoa; Chordata; Actinopteri; Osteoglossiformes; Osteoglossidae. Gene Ontology annotation, cellular component: catalytic step 2 spliceosome. Gene Ontology annotation, molecular function: mRNA 3'-UTR binding. The record is from RefSeq and is a predicted model, not a curated record.